AUGUCUUUUAAACAUGGUUUGGCUAAUAAUAUUUUAUACGAAAAAGGGGCUAGAUUAUCACAAUCUAUUUUAUGUGAAUGUGAAAAGAUAUUUUGUAUAGACAGUAAAACUUUAGAGAAUGGUCGAUGCCAAUCUGUGUUUUUAGAAUCCAAUAGUUUUGGUUAUGAUAUGUGUAUCAGAGUUGCAGGAACAAUCAAUACUACAGCACCAGAACCGUUCUUAGCGUUUGGUUUGGUCUUACCUAAUUAUGACUCUCCUUACUAUCUGGUAGAUCGUUAUGCUACUCCAGUAAAAGUCGAGGACUGUGGUAACGGACUUACACAAAUUAUAGCCGAUGUUAAAACUCAAAUGAUAUUUGAGAAUCCAGUUCAUACAGAUGUCACUGAACUAGACCUUGUUAAUAAAAUGAAACAGGUCGGCGAGGAAGUCAAAUAUUAUGAUGGAGAUAUGAUAUCCACAUUAGAGCGAGAUUGCCCACCUCCGCUUGAAUUUACAGGAGCUCUAGGUCUUGAUUCAUCGUGUAUUGAAAUACCUACAAAACCAUUUCAUUCUAACUUUAAUAUAAAGAUUGGUAUGGACAAAGUAUUGAAGGACAUGAGGUUUAUCCCGUUAAGUAAAUUGUUAACGUGUACCCUGAUUCUCGUCAAUUCAUCUCUAGUGACUCAUGAACCCAGGAUACUGACUCUGUUACAUAAUAAUGUGACUCUCAGUUCGGGAGAGUUUGAAAUCCAGGAUGAUCAGUUUGUAGUUUGUACUGAAGAUUUCCUGUUUGGAACCAGUAUUUUUGAAUGUUCUCCGACUGAUGUACACCAAAAUACAACCAAUGGAACGAGAGACGGGAAUAUUUCAGCAACACCUUUAGGUAUCUUGUCUGUUGUUUGUACCUGUAUUUCUUUAUUAUUUUUAAUCAUAACAUUUGUGUUUUAUUGUACAGUCAAAUAUAUGAGAAAUGUUGUUGGGGUUAACGUUAUGGGGUUAAUUAUAAAUCUAUUUAUAGCUCAAUUAGUCUAUGAAUUUGGAUUAGAACUUUUUGACUAUCCAGUCCUUUGUAAAGCAAUGGGUAUUUCCAUUCACUAUUUUUGGCUUUCGUCAACAUUUUGGAUGAACUGUUGUACCAUAGUUUUGUUUAUGAAAUUAUCUUUCCCAUUACAUUCUCGAGCUUUUACAACUAAAUAUAUUUUACUAAGAAGUAGUUUAUAUUGUACCUUUACACCAUUAGUAAUUGUAGUCAUCACCAUUGUGGUCAAUAUGAGUAAUAAUGGUACAAUAGGCUAUGCUAAUAGGGCAAUAUGUUAUAUGAGUUAUGCUAAUGAUAGACGCUAUGCUUUCGCCCUACCCCUGGGUUUACUGAUUCUCACAAAUAUUGGAUUGUUCAGUUAUACUUUCAUUAAAAUCAGAGUGGAUCAGGUUGAAUCAACCAUAAACAAAGAAAAUAAAAUAAAUAUAUUGGCCUGUUUAAAACUCUCGGUAAUUACAGGUGCUGCUUGGAUUUUUGUCUUUAUUUAUGAAGCGACUGGUGUCAUAGCAUUUGCGUACCUUUUCACAUUAUUAGUGGGAGCACAAGGGGUCGUCAUUUUCUUGACUUUUGUUGUCAAUAAACGUGUUUGUAUGUCUUGUAAGGAUAAAGUUUACGGUACAUCAGACUCUGGUAGUAGUGGUAUAUCCAAACAGAAAAAAUAUUUAGUGAAAUCUACCGGUGAAAGUCCCUUGCCAAGUUUAUCUAAAAGUAAAUCUAGUACUGAUUCAGAUAGGGGCCAAACUGCAAAACUCCGACCACCUUUACCCAACUUCAACGAUGAAGCGGUUUAG
Messenger RNA from Lottia gigantea (owl limpet), 1809 nucleotides. RefSeq lists its product as hypothetical. The record is from RefSeq and is a predicted model, not a curated record. Gene Ontology annotation, molecular function: G protein-coupled receptor activity. NCBI's taxonomy places the organism in Eukaryota, Metazoa, Mollusca, Gastropoda, Lottiidae. Gene Ontology annotation, biological process: cell surface receptor signaling pathway; G protein-coupled receptor signaling pathway. Gene Ontology annotation, cellular component: membrane. The transcript has 2 exons. Bases 1 to 1809 code for a protein of 602 amino acids.